CAGCAGCAGCAGCAGCAAGCAGCGCGUGUGUGUCCGCGGAGGUCUUCUUCAGGGGGGACAGGUGACAGAGAGAGACACUCGGCGUGCAUCGGUGGACAUUACUGCUGUUUCCUUCCCCCGCAGCGCACCGCACCGCACUCCCUCCCGCCGCCUCAGUAGAUGUUACUCAACUACAUGCAUUUCGACCCGAUCUUGUAAGCCCAGUCCGCCACCAUGGAAAAUGCGCACACUAAAUCGGCGACUGAAGUUUUGGACAACUUCGGUGUGAACGAGAACACCGGGCUGACUCUGGAGCAGGUCAAAGUCAAUGUGGAGAGAUAUGGACCGAACGAGCUCCCAGCUGAAGAAGGAAAGUCCCUGUGGGAGCUGGUGGUGGAGCAGUUUGAAGACCUCCUGGUCAGGAUCCUGCUGCUCGCCGCCUGCGUCUCCUUUGUGUUGGCUCUGUUUGAGGAGGGAGAGGAGACGACCACCGCCUUUGUGGAGCCUGUUGUUAUUCUCCUCAUCCUGAUCGCCAACGCUGUUAUCGGGGUCUGGCAGGAGCGGAACGCAGAGAGCGCCAUCGAGGCGCUGAAAGAGUACGAGCCAGAGAUGGGGAAGGUGUACCGCAUGAACCGCAAGGCCGUCCAGAGGAUCAAAGCCAGAGACAUCGUCCCCGGAGACAUCGUGGAGGUGGCGGUUGGUGAUAAGGUGCCCGCUGACAUCAGAGUGACCUCGAUAAAGUCCACCACCCUGCGAGUGGACCAGUCCAUCCUCACAGGGGAGUCGGUGUCCGUCAUCAAACACACGGACCCCGUUCCUGACCCCCGAGCCGUCAACCAGGACAAAAAGAACAUGCUGUUUUCUGGCACAAACAUCGCGGCGGGCCGAGCCAUCGGGGUCGUCGUUGCUACCGGCGUUUCCACGGAGAUCGGAAAGAUCCGUAAUCAGAUGGCCGCUACGGAACAAGAGAAGACACCUCUGCAACAGAAGCUGGACGAGUUCGGACAGCAGCUCUCCAAGGUCAUCUCGCUCAUCUGCGUGGCCGUGUGGGUCAUCAACAUCGGCCACUUCGGAGACCCCGUCCACGGCGGCUCCUGGGUCAGAGGGGCCAUCUACUACUUUAAGAUCGCCGUGGCGCGUGUGGCCGCCAUCCCCGAGGGCCUGCCCGCUGUCAUCACCACCUGCCUGGCCCUCGGCACGCGCCGCAUGGCCAAGAAGAACGCCAUCGUUCGCAGCCUGCCAUCAGUGGAGACGCUGGGCUGCACCUCCGUGAUCUGCUCUGACAAGACGGGAACCCUGACCACCAACCAGAUGUCCGUCUGCAGGAUGUUUAUUGCUGACAAAGUGGAAGAUUCCAGCUGCAGCCUCCACGAGUUCUUUAUAACUGGAUCUACGUAUGCCCCCGAGGGACAAAUUCUUAAAGGAGACAAACCCAUCCAGUGUGGAGACUUUGAUGGACUUUUGGAGUUGGCUACCGUGUGCUCCAUGUGCAAUGACUCGUCACUGGACUACAACGAGGCUAAAGGCGUUUAUGAGAAGGUGGGUGAAGCCACAGAAACGGCUCUCACCACGCUGGUGGAGAAGAUGAACGUCUUCAAGACUGACCUGUCCGGACUCAGCAAGGUGGAGCGUGCCAGCACCUGCAACUCGGUGAUCAAGCAGCUCAUGAAGAAGGAGUUCACCCUGGAGUUCUCCCGGGACCGCAAGUCCAUGUCUGUGUACUGCACCCCCGUCAAGCCGGGCUCCCAGAGCAAGAUGUUCAUCAAGGGAGCUCCAGAGAGCGUGAUCGAGCGCUGUCAGUACCUGCGGGUGGGGACGGGGAAGGUGACGUUGACCCCAGCGCUGAAGGACCAGCUGCUGUCCAAGAUCAGAGACUGGGGGACGGGCAGGGACACCCUGCGCUGCCUCGCCCUCGCCACCCACGACGUCCCGCCACGCAGAGAGGACAUGGACCUGGAGAACUCCAGCAAGUUUGUGGAGUAUGAGUUGGGUCUGACGUUCGUCGGCUGCGUCGGCAUGCUCGACCCGCCCAGGAAGGAGGUGAUCGGCUCGGUGAAGCUGUGCAGCGAGGCGGGCAUUCGUGUCAUCAUGAUCACCGGGGACAACAAGGGCACGGCCGUGGCCAUCUGCAGACGCAUCGGCAUCUUCGGCGAGGACGAGGACGUGAUGGGAAAGGCCUACACGGGCCGCGAGUUCGACGACCUCCCGCCCGAGGCGCAGAGAGAGGCCGUCAAACAGGCGCGAUGCUUCGCCCGCGUCGAGCCCGCUCACAAGUCCAAGAUCGUGGGAUACCUGCAGUCGUUCGAUGAGAUCACCGCCAUGACGGGAGACGGGGUGAACGACGCCCCCGCCCUGAAGAAAGCGGAGAUCGGCAUCGCCAUGGGCUCGGGCACCGCCGUGGCCAAGUCUGCGUCCGAGAUGGUUCUGUCCGACGAUAACUUCUCCACCAUCGUGGCGGCCGUGGAGGAGGGCCGAGCCAUCUACAACAACAUGAAGCAGUUCAUCAGAUACCUCAUCUCCUCCAACGUGGGGGAGGUGGUCUGCAUCUUCCUGACGGCCAUCCUGGGGCUCCCCGAGGCUCUGAUCCCGGUGCAGCUGCUGUGGGUGAAUCUGGUGACGGACGGGCUGCCGGCCACCGCCCUCGGCUUCAACCCCCCGGACCUGGACAUCAUGGACAAACCCCCCCGCAACCCCAAAGAGCCGCUCAUCUCCGGCUGGCUCUUCUUCAGAUAUCUCGCCAUCGGAGGAUAUGUGGGUCUGGGGACGGUGGGUGCUGCAACAUGGUGGUACCUGUUUGACGAAGAAGGUCCACAAGUGACUUUCUAUCAGCUGAGACACUUCAUGCAGUGUACAGAGGACAACCCCAUGUUCAAGGACAUCGACUGUGAGGUGUUUGAGUCCCGCUACCCCACGACCAUGGCCCUGUCUGUGCUGGUCACCAUCGAGAUGUUCAACGCGCUCAACAGUUUGUCUGAGAACCAGUCCCUGCUCAGGAUGCCUCCCUGGGUCAACAUCUGGCUGCUGGGAGCCAUCAUCCUCUCCCUCUCCCUCCACUUCCUGAUCCUCUACGUCGAGCCUCUGCCGCUGAUCUUCCAGGUGACCCCUCUGCGCUGGUCCCAGUGGAUCAUGGUCCUGAAGAUUUCCAUCCCAGUCAUCCUCCUGGACGAGGCACUGAAAUACAUCUCCAGGAACCAUCUAGAUGCCUAAAUUCUUUAUAUCUCACCUUCUGUGAAAAGGUGAUGAAGACAAGAAAUAUCGGAGGAGAUGGCAGCUGAAC
This is a messenger RNA of Plectropomus leopardus (leopard coralgrouper), 3256 nucleotides long. The record is from RefSeq and is a predicted model, not a curated record. NCBI's taxonomy places the organism in Eukaryota, Metazoa, Chordata, Actinopteri, Perciformes, Serranidae.